AUGGCGGAAGCCGGGAGAUGCUGUCGGUCAACGAGCAGACGGGCCGUACAGUGCUUGAGGAGAGCCGGCGGCGUGCAGACGGCGCGGCGAUGGGCGAGCACUGCUUCGGCGGAUCAAGGCUCCGAAAAGGAGCGCGUCGUCAUCCUGGGGUCCGGAUGGGCCGGAUACGCGCUGGCACGCAAACUGUCGCCGGCCAAGGCCACGCGGAUCCUCAUCUCGCCGCGGUCGCACUUUGUCUUCACGCCGCUGCUGGCGUCGACGUCGGUCGGGACGCUCGAGUUCCGGGCGGCCAUCGAGCCGGUGCGGCGGCUGGGGCUGGCCGAGUUCCACCAGGCGUGGGCGACGGACAUCGACUUUGGCCGCAAGGUGAUCCGCGUCGAGGCCAACACGCGCGGCGACGUGGGCGCCGUGACGGGGGCGCGCGAGGCGGCCAAGGGCCCCGAGUUCGACGUCGCCUACGACAAGCUGGUGCUGGCCGUGGGCUGCUACAGCCAGACGUUUGGCAUCGAGGGCGUCGAGCAGCACGCGUGCUUCCUGCGCGACAUUGGCGACGCGCGCAUCAUCCGGCUGCGCGUGCUCGAGGCCUUUGAGAAGGCGGCCCUGCCGACGACGGGCGACGGCGAGCGGCGGCGGCUGCUGCACUUUGCCGUCGUGGGCGGCGGGCCGACGGGCAUCGAGUUCGCGGCCGAGCUGCACGACCUGGUGCACGAGGACCUGGCCAAGCUGUACCCGGCGCUGAUGCCGCACGUCGCCAUCAGCGUCUACGACAUUGCCCCCAAGGUGCUGCCCAUGUUCGACCGCAACCUGGCCACGUACGCCACCGACAUGUUUGCGCGCCAGGGCAUCCGCGUCAAGACGGAGCAUCACCUGGAGCGCAUCCGCCGCGACGGCGACGCCCUCAUGCUGCGCAUCCGCGAGGAGCCCGAUGAGCUGGGCGCCGGCCUCGUCGUCUGGAGCACGGGGCUGACGCAGAACCCGCUGACGGGCCGGUUGCUGGGCCGUCAUGUGCGGCUGGGCGGAGGCGGGCUGGGCGGCCGGAUUGCCCGGGAUGCGCGGACGGGGGGCAUCGUGACGGACGGGCACAUGCGGGUGCAGCUGACGGCGUCUGGCACCGAUCACGACGAUGCAUCAUCGUCAUCAUCAUCAUCGUCAUCGACAGAAACGACGACGACGACAACGACAGCAACAACAGCAACAACAAUAACAUUGCCAGACGUCUACGCCAUCGGCGACUGCGCCGCAGUGCAGGGCCAGCGCCUCCCCGCAACCGCCCAGGUCGCCAGCCAGCAGGCGGCAUACCUGGCGCGGCAGUUCAACCGCGGCGGCGGCGGCUCGGCCUUCCGGUUCCGCAACCUGGGCACCAUGGCCUACCUGGGCAGCUGGCGCGCCAUCCACCAGAGCAGCGCCGACGAGCUCAAGGGCUGGGCGGCGUGGAUGCUGUGGCGCACCGCCUACCUGACGCGCAGCAUGAGCGUGCGCAACAAGCUCCUGAUCCCCGUCUACUGGCUGGCGACGUGGAUCUUUGGGCGCGACAUUUCAAGGUUUUGA
Molecule: messenger RNA, 1548 nt
Organism: Hirsutella rhossiliensis
Lineage: Eukaryota; Fungi; Ascomycota; Sordariomycetes; Hypocreales; Ophiocordycipitaceae
Product: pyridine nucleotide-disulfide oxidoreductase domain-containing protein
Exons: 2
Coding region: 1-1548 (515 amino acids)
Molecular function (GO): NADH dehydrogenase activity
Source: RefSeq, a predicted model, not a curated record